AUGGCCCACUUCUUCGAGAUGCAAGCUAGAAAAGAUGAGGUGGUGAAGAACUUUUUUGCCAGAACGCAGGAUGCUAGUGACUCACUCCCGUUGGAGGUGGCGGCAGUCACCAAAAUCCAGUCCGUGCAUCGAGCUACUCAAAUCCGGAUCAUCUACCACGCCAUCGUUGCAGCAGCGAGCCUCAUCCAACGUAUGGUGCGUGGCUGCCUGGGUCGCAAAAAGGCUCGAGAGGUCAGCGAUGAGCGAAAGAAUCGCCUCAAACUGCACUUCUUCCAUCAUUGCGCCUGCACGAUUCAGAGGGUCUUCCGUGGACGCUGGAGCCGAAAGCGCGUGCACAGCUUCUAUGGCCGAAAGGUCUACUUGGAGAAGGUUGAAAAGCGCGGCGUGUGGACAAAAGCAUUCCUCAUUGAGGAACACAAGGAGAAGUUGGCAGCGGCAAAAAUUCAGGAGGAGCAAAAGGUCAAAGAGGAGUUUGACAACUUAGCUGGCGACCUGCACCACCUGAUGAGCACAAGGACGAUCCCAGGUGUGUACAAUCCACCUUACAGCGACCUGCUGCCACGGGCUUUUGAGAAGCCCAUUGAGGAGCACUUGCGCGAUGCGUGUGUAGUGAAGGUGCCAGCAUCUAUGAAAAGGCCUCGGCACAAGUCGGCAGCUGCGGCCCGUUCGGCACGCUUUGGGAUGUCACAGGCUGAGAUGUCACAGGAACAACGUGGGAUGCCCCCGCAGGAGCUUCCAGAUCGGGCACCCUAUUUCUCUCGAGCAGCGAGCUCGGGUCGGCUGCGCAAGAAUCAAGGGCCUUUCAGAUCCAAAGAGCAAAUCGAAGUGGCCAACGUGAAGGCGGCAAACAUGUACAGAAGUAUCCAAGCCACGGGGCCUUAUGACGCCUUGGAGCGUGACAAGAGGAUGCAGGCUAAAAUCUCCAAGAUGGCAAGAUCUUCGCCCUUGGACUUCCGCGCUGCCGGGGAAAAGCAGAAGCCGGCGCCCUCUAGCAUUCGUGUGCUGGGAACUUAG
Molecule: messenger RNA, 1014 nt
Organism: Durusdinium trenchii
Lineage: Eukaryota; Dinophyceae; Suessiales; Symbiodiniaceae
Source: the annotation of a GenBank genome assembly